CUGGUCCAGUAGUCUACAAUCUGACAGAUGACUGGUAACCUUCAGUCUAGCCUAUGGCUUCACCUUGCAUAUUUCAGCAGCAAAACCUCUGACUUUGGUAUUUUACGAAGAAAUUCUACUGAAGGUGUAAACUUGAUGUGGGAGAAUGAACUCAUUUGGGGGCAAUUCAACUCAUGAUGGAAGGGAGCUUGACAACCGCAGGUUCACUGUGGAAGGAUGUCCCAGUGGAGAGUCACCGGCAACUGUCGAUGUAAACCCCAGGAAAAGGCUUCAUUCAGCAGAGGACGCACGCUGCAGCAGCCGGCCGCCCCCUGAGGGCGCAGGCUCGGUUCCCAUCUCGGAGUCGGAGGAUAAGGGAAGCCUUUGCCAACAAUGUCAGAUGAAAGUUUCAGAGUUGAAGAAGCAAGCAACAGCCUUGGCAGAUCCAAGUUCGUUGAAGGACCCCGGAUAUGCAGCUUUCCUUUUUGAGCAGCUCCAAGCACCAGGAAGCCAUGAAGCGGGUGUCAGCUGUUGCCAGGUGUGCUCCACGCCUCUCCACCAACUGAGGCAGGAAGCCCUGCAGAUGCUCCAUGCCCCAGUCCUUCCCUUCAGCUCAGACAUGCCAGCCCUGCCUGCCACGUCCUUUUUACCGCAGCCUUCUAGAUUCACCAUCUCAUCCUCCAGUGCCCAUGUGAAACAGACCUCCAAAGCCCAACCUCUCACCCACACGGUCAUGGCCAUGGGGGAGCGGCGCAGGGGGCUGGGCUGGUCGCAAAGCUCCUCUGCCUCUUCAGGGCCUAAAACCAGCGUCCAGGUGACUGUCGGAGGAGGCCAGCUCACCGGAACCCUGAGCUCCGUCACCAUCCAGGCACAGCAGUACCUUGAGGGCAUGUGGAGCAUCUCGAGAGUCAACAAUUUCCUGCCUCAGCCCAGCCCUGCCCCGGGUCUGAUAGGAGACGCAGACAAGGAUGUUGCAGCCUCAGAGGCCCCAGUCACCACCAUGACCACUGCCGCCGCCGCCACUACCACCAGCACUGUCCUGACAGCCUGCCGACAGAGGAGCUCCAGCCAAGCAGGACAGUGUGUGGUUGCGCCCACAGCACCCACCACCGGUAUAUCCACCUCUUCCCCUCCCCCCUCGUCAACACAGAGCUCAUCUGCAGCGGCUUCCUUCUUCAUUAGGGCAGCUCAGAAGCUGAACCUGUCCUCCAAGCGGAAGAAACACCAGCCUUUACUGCUCCACCCUCAGGAGCCCUCCAUCUACCCCACCAACUUCAGCGGCAUCCUGCAGCUCUCGCCGCCCCCUGCCCCGCCAUGCCUGCUCCGGGCCGUGUCCAAGGUCAAAGAGAACCCCGGGAUGGGAAAGGUGAAAGUGAUGAUGCGUAUCUGCCCAUCCCUGGAGGCGGCUGACUCUUCUGAGUCGCAGUCCUUCUUGAAAGUGGACAGCAGGAAGAAGCAGCUGACCCUCUACGACCCUGCGUCCAGCCCGCACUCCAACUCAGGACACAGGAGAGCUGCCACUGUGGCUGUCCCAAAGAUAUUUGCCUUUGAUGCUGUGUUUACCCAGGAUGCCUCACAAGCUGAGGUGUGCUCAGGGACAGUGGCUGAAGUCAUCCAGUCUGUGGUGAACGGUGCGGACGGCUGCAUCUUCUGCUUCGGCCACGUCAAACUCGGCAAGACAUACACCAUGAUUGGCAAAGACAGCUCCACUCAGAGCCUGGGCAUUGUGCCCUGUGCCAUUUCCUGGCUCUUCAAACUCAUCAGUGAGCGCAAGGAGAAGGCAGGCACGCGCUUCUCUGUCCGUGUAUCCGCGGUGGAAAUCUUUGGGAAGGAUGAAGAGCUGAAGGACUUGCUGUCUGAGGUGUCCACAGGCAGCCUCCAAGAAGGCCAGUCCCCGGGCAUUUAUCUGAGAGAGGAUCCGAUCUGUGGCACACAGCUCCAGAAUCAGAGUGAGCUACGUGCUCCGACAGCUGAGAAAGCGGCCUUCUUCCUGGAUGCAGCCAUUGCUGCACGCAGCACCAGCAGGCCCAAUGCAGAUGAGGAGGAGCGACGCAACUCCCACAUGCUGUUCACAUUGCACAUUUACCAGUAUCGCAUGGAGAAGAGCGGCAAGGGAGGAAUGUCAGGCGGACGAAGCAGGCUGCACCUCAUUGACCUGGGAAGCUGUGAGAAGGUCCUGAGUAAAAGCAGAGACGGAGGAGGGGGCUUGUGUCUAUCUCUAAACGCGCUGGGAAAUGUCAUCAUGGCUUUAGCGAACGGCGCCAAACAUGUACCUUAUAGGGACAGCAAACUGACAAUGCUACUGAGGGAGUCCCUUGGGAACAUCAACUGCAGAACAACCAUGAUCGCCCACAUCUCUGAUUCUCCUGUCAACUACGCUGACUCGCUUACCACUAUCCAACUGGCCUCCCGCAUCCACCGCAUGAGAAAGAAGAAAUCCAAGUAUGCUUCCAGUUCAUCUGGAGGGGAGAGUUCUUGUGAAGAGGGAAGGAUCCGUCGGCCACCCCACCUCAGACCAUUCCAUCCUCGGACAGUAGCCCUUGACCCAGAUCUGCCCUCUCUGCUCAGUGACCCAGAAUAUUCCUCCAGUAGCGAGCAAUCUUGUGACACUGUCAUUUACGUUGGCCCUGGAGGAGCUGCGAUCUCAGACAGAGAGCUUAGUGACAAUGAAGGUCCUCCUGCUUUUGUUCCAAUCAUCCCCUCUCUCAACAAGAAGAAGUCUGCAAAAGAGGGCCCUCUGGACAGAGACCAGUUCUUCAAAUGCAACACAUUUGCAGAACUGCAGGAGAGGCUGGAGUGCAUAGAUGGCAGUGAAGAACCCACUGCUUUUGUCGGAGAGGGCAAGGGAAGCCAGGCUAGCCCCAAGAUGGACAAAUCCAAGGAGGGCCAAGUCCCUGCUCCACCAAAGACUGUAGCAAACAAUUCCUCCUCCCAGGAGAGCAUCUCACCCAAGCCAUCUCCUAAGUCUGUCACCUCUCAGCCAUUGUGCAACCCUCAUACAAAAUCUAAGCUGGACAAUGCUAAGAGGCAAUGCAUACCUGCAGAAAGAACACCAUCAGACAGUGCUUGCAGAACCAGUGCCGAUGGUGAGAAGGUUUUGGUGUCAGAGAAUUGGGCUAGUGCAAACAAACAGGCAACCACUGCAGCACCUAUCUCUGAACCUGUAGUGAGAGAAAAGGUCUACUUCAACAAGAAGCCCCUGCCUAAGCCAGCCCCUCCUCCACAGCAGAGAGACUCUUGCAAGACAAAUGGAGACAAUGAGGAGAGAUCUAGCACCAGAAUGCCCCCUGUUGGAAUGAGCCAUCAAGCUGUGAAAAGGGGGGAUCCUCUCUCUUCCCCUAUGCUCAGGGCUCCAGUGGAGGUAUGCCAGGUUCGCUCCACCUUGAGGGAGAGGUGUAUGGACCGGGACAUCCUCAGAGCCACUGUCACCUUGCAGCAACCUGUGGAGCUGAAUGGAGAGGAUGAGCUGGUGUUCACUGUGGUGGAAGAGCUGUCUAUAGGCAGCAUUGUAGAUAAAGGUCGACCAUCGAGCAUUAUCAGCUUUAACAGUGACUGCUCCCUUCAGGCUCUGGCCUCUGGCUCCCGGCCUGUCAGCAUUAUCAGCAGCAUCAACGAUGAAUUUGAUGCCUACACGUCAGCUGUAGGAGGAUCAGAGGUGAACAUUGAGGUGGUCACUCCCCUCCAGGAGGAAGCAAUGGUGUGUGCAGGCAGCAGGGGUUCAUCUAUCAGCUCUUGGCUUAGUGAGGUCAGUGUCUGCACCUUAGAGAGUGAAGGGGCUCAUUCUGCAGAUGUCUUCUUCCCACAGGCCAAACACAUAGGCCCAGAGGGCAUAAUUAACUUAGAUUCGCUGGGCAUGUUCCAUUGUGAACCUUCCCCUAGAGAUGCCAAGAACUCCUUAAAUGACAGUGGCUUUAGUUUUUCUGAACUAGACAGUGAUAGUGCCACUUCAAGCAAACUAUCCUUGACUAAGUGCCCCCCAUCUCCAGAAUCAGCCAAAGGGUCACUCAGAUUCACAUCUAAAAUGACUAAAGCUCACUCUCUUAGCUCCUCCCAACCUCCACACGGCCCCUCUAUGGUCCACUCUAGUCUUCCCAGGAAAAGUAAACCUACCUCAUCCAUCUCCCACAGUAGCAGCAACAGCAGUAGUAGUAAAGAGCCACCAAGGCAGGAGACUAAGCAAGGGGAUUUGUGGCAGCGCAUGGACAACCACUCAGAACCUCAGUUCUCAAACACGGACACCAAUAGCACCAGCAAGCUCCUGAAAAAUACCCCAAGUGGCAUCCCUUCCCGCAAAACGUCCAUCAACAGCAACAGUAUACCUCGCCCAUCCAAGGUGCAGGGGUCUACCUCAAAUUACAGGGUGGUCGAUGGCUGUGAGAAAUCAGCCAGUAAGAGAGCCGAUCCCCCCAGCAAAAUGCCUCAACUGAGAAGAGGUGCCACCACCCUGGGAACUGUGCCCGUCAUCCAUGCAUCCACAGAGUCCAAGGGAACCCAGGAUAUUACUGCAUCCACCAUUGGUCUUAAAUUCUCCUCAUUGGGAAAAAACAGCAAGACUAACUCGCAGAAAGCGAGCAAUAUCCCGAAAUCUGGUGGCACCUCGCCACCGCCUCCUCCGGUGCGAAAGUCCAGUCUUGACCAUAAGAACAGAUCCCUGCUGCCCCAAAGUGCCUUAAAGUCAGCAUAUGGGGAGGCAGGGAGGGCCUCUGGAGCAAGGGCAGUUGUAUCAGAGGAUGAGCUAGAGGUACGACACAGAGUAGAUUCCAGUUUCAAAACCUCCAGCCUCAAGUCUGACCUCACCUCAGCCAAAGUUACCUCCAGCCUAAAGGCAAGAGGACCUAGAUGUGAGGCUGGGCAGCACUAUGGCAGUCAGAUGUCCCUGGAAAGGUCUGAUAGCUUGUCCUUAUCAGGUUCCAGACCUGCUCUUAGUAGGGAGAACAGUGGGGCCAGUUUGGGGAGCAGCAGUAGCAAGUCCAGCAGGUCUAUUCCGAGAUUUGGCAUUCCCAACUCAUCCAGCUCUCCUAUUGCUACCUCCCCACCAUCCCCAUGUGGAGGCCCAGCAGGUAUUGGCAAACCUGGUCAGAUAAAAGCUAAUGUAAACACCAGGACAUUAGGAGGAGUCAAUGGAAAUAAGGCUCGCACACUGUCAGCCAACAGCUCUAAAGGCCUAAGCUCUUCCACCAAGUCUUUAGCAGCUCCAGCAACCAGAAAUACCAGUGCCAACCUCCCUCCAUCAGGAAGAACAUCAGCCCCUCGCACCACAACUGCUGUCAGCAGCAAACCUGGGAGAGGAACUAUCAUGGGCACCAAACAGGCCAUGAGGGCUGCCAACAGCCGUGUGAGCGAGCUGGCAUCAGGCAACACAUCAGGCAAACAUUUGAGAGUUUCUGGAGAUUCAGACAGCGGUAAUGACAGUGGGGUGAAUGUGAGCGAUGACAAAUCCCCCAUAGCCAUGCUGCCCUCUCCGUACAGCAAGAUUACAGCACCCAGGCGGCCUCAGCGCUACAGCAGUGGCCAUGGCAGUGACAACAGUAGUGUGCUGAGUGGGGAGCUGCCCCCAGCCAUGGGCCGCACAGCUCUUUUCUACCACAGCGGUGGCAGCAGCGGAUAUGAGAGCAUGAUCCGUGACAGUGAAGCCACAGGCAGUGCUUCCUCUGCCCAUGACUCCAUGAGUGAGAGUGGCAUGUCAUCUUCAGGCAGAAUGAGGAGCUCCAAGUCUCCCAAGAAGAGAUCAAAUGGUUUCCAGAGAAGACGGCUCAUCCCGGCACCCAUGCCAGACACGUCUUCCCUGGGGAAAAAGGUGGGCACAGCAGGCCAGUGGGUGGACUUGCCCCCUAUGUCUGGACCGCUGAAAGAGCCCUUUGAGAUUAAGGUGUAUGAGAUUGAUGAUGUGGAACGACUCCAGAGGCGGCGACAGGAGGAAACUACAGAGCAACCAUUCCAGGAUGUAGAAAAGGGCCUGCUGUAUUUUAACAGUAAGCUGAAGAUGCUGGAGAGAAGGCAACAGCAAGUGAAAGAACUGAGAGCAAAGCAUGAAGCGUUGUGGGAGGAGCUGGAGGAGACCAAGGUCCGGCUGAUGAUGGAUCCUAGCAAGUGGAUAGGAGAGUUUGAGGUGGACCAGGAUUUGGAUAAAGAGUCUCCAGAGUACCUGGAGGCUUUGGAACAAGUUACUGAAGAGCUGGAGUUCUGUGUCAACCUAUGCAAGUCCCGUGUCAUGAUGGUGACCUGCUUUGACAUCAGCAUGUCAUCGUCUGGCACGCAGGAGGGACUGCGUGAAGUCGAAGUCUGAGGACAAAAGAAGGUAGAGAUGGUGAACUGAGGAAGUGAAGAAGACAAAAGAUGAUGAAAUGUAGCAGCCAGUUUAUAGAUGUGACUGGAAUGGGAGGACAAGAAACAAAAGACAAAAGAUGAGAUGAGAGUGGGUCCUUGCAUGAAAACAGAGGAAAUCUUAACCACUUAAUCUGCAGUGCCUCGUUGUCCAGGGCAUGUUGUAAUGGGAGAGAAACGAAACAUGUGUACAAAUGCUGUUGCCUGCAUGGCAAGACAGCGGCCAUCACUUACUCAAGAGUCUUUGAACAACACCUGGAAGUGCCUUUUUUACUCGUCUUGUUUUGAGUCAUUAUUUUUCGUAUGGUGCAGGUAUCUUAACAAGCAUACCUAAGCAAACCCUGAACAUAUUCCUUUUAAGAAAAAAUAUUUUAUAUUGCAUUGUAUAGUGUAUUUAUAUGAUUAUGUGGUGUGUAUAAAUAUCCUUUGUAGUUAAAAAAAAAAAAAGAAAUAAAGAGGAAAAAAAGCAAAAGCAAUAAGCUAAUGUUAUUGCGCUCCCAGACUUUGCCUUUUCUCAUAUUCCAAACCUCAGUCAACGUUUCAUCCAUGUUCAUCCAGCCUCUUGCGCCUUAUGUUAACUCUCUGGUUCUGUAGUUUUAUAGCUUUUCAAACUGGUCUAUGUUAUCUCAUCAAGGACUACAUUUGCUGUUAUCACUCAUCCACUGCCAGCUGGCCUGUGAAAGCUAGCAGGGUUGAGUGAAUGUUUUCUCCCUCCAGUUGCCUUGAUCAAAAUGGGUCUCAGUGGAUGCACUAAGAUAGAGCAGCAGUUAUGUCGGGGAGGACUAAGAGCUUAUUCAAGCUGUGGUUGGCCAUGUUUAUCUAACUGAAAAUGAGGGAACACGCCAAAACAUAUCAAUCAGAGGCCACUGUGAUGGCUAGUUAGUGCUUAUUCACGAUUUAGCCAGUCUUUCUUGUGCCUCACCAUGUGGCUGGGGGACCUCAAGUAACCCCACUGUGAGAGAUCUGACGUUUCCUCCACUAUGCGGCUAUCAUGAUGAGAAGUUGUAGUCUUUGUGGUGCACAUUAGUGAGCCCAUUUUCUCUUCAAAUCGGCUUGGAUUGGGUGCAACAUAUACAGUGUAAACAACAAAGAGGCACAGAUGAAAGUCCACUGGCCACUUAUAGUGUACUCUUUCAAGCAAAGCCAAGCCUCGGUUCUAUGCAUUUCAGUAUACUGGAAGAACCUCAAUACAGAAUGCAGGGCAGCAGUACACAGUGUCACUGCCCCACCAUGCUCUGGUCUAAGCACACUUGCCUCUUUUGUUUCGACUCUUCUCUUCACACGGAAAGGCAGGCUAACAAAUUUGGCUCAGUAUCUCAAUCGAGGACUAUGGAAUUGUCAGACGAGUUUCCUGUGAAAUGAUGCAGUGAAUAAGAACAAAUGAUUGUGACAUUGUUUAUCAAAAUCAAUCGCGAUACCAGCUCUUUGUGGCUGCCAGAAUGUGCUUGUUAUGACAAAUGGCUGAAAACAGUGAGAACAAAGGUGAUCAGUGAAAUGGUUAUUAAUUAGCAAACUGACAUUGCUGUAUUUUGGUGUGUUUGAUUUCUAUAACGGACAAAUUUGUUUUCUUUCUUUUACAAAGAUAUACUCUCUCAGGCCCUCUCUGAAGAUGCUGCAUGAGAUUUUUUUAAUCAUUUUUAAGGAUGAUUUCUACUCCAUUUUUACCAUUCUAAUUUUUUAUAAUAACCUCAGUUUUCACUAAUGUGGGGUUAGGCUCAUGAAUUAAAAACUAUUACCAAACCAAGACCUUUUUCCAAGAAAUUAUUAUAUGUAAGGUCAUAUUUCAUAUCAAAACUCAUAUUUUCGAAUAUCCUUGGUUUUGUAUAGGAUUUUCAAAUCCUGUGUAUAAAAUGUAUGAUAUGGCAGCUUGUG
Messenger RNA from Myripristis murdjan (pinecone soldierfish), 8175 nucleotides. RefSeq names its product kinesin family member 26Ab (gene kif26ab). The coding region runs from base 146 to 6265 and encodes 2039 amino acids. NCBI's taxonomy places the organism in Eukaryota, Metazoa, Chordata, Actinopteri, Holocentriformes, Holocentridae. The record is from RefSeq and is a predicted model, not a curated record. Gene Ontology annotation, biological process: microtubule-based movement. The transcript is spliced from 16 exons. Gene Ontology annotation, molecular function: microtubule binding; ATP binding; microtubule motor activity.